Molecule: messenger RNA, 2480 nt
Organism: Toxorhynchites rutilus septentrionalis
Lineage: Eukaryota; Metazoa; Arthropoda; Insecta; Diptera; Culicidae
Product: pro-resilin
Exons: 7
Coding region: 463-2103 (546 amino acids)
Source: RefSeq, a predicted model, not a curated record
AGAAUAUAUGUAUUUUAAAAGUGGACAAGUGCGGAUUGCGGGGGCGGCACGUGCUAGUGGCCUUAGAAUUUGGCAGAAAGGCAAAUGAGGGAACUGUGACCCGGAGUUCACCUUGAACAGUCGAAAAUCACAGCCCGCAAAAACUAAAAAAAUUAGCAAAUAAAAAAAAUUAAUCAAAAGCGGGGGCGGCAUUGUUUAUUGUGGAUUUUACCGAGAAAUAGUGGGGUCAUUGAUGCAAUCUAACCUCUCCGAAUAGGGGGCGAUGGUUCAAGGCAGCAAAAGUAGAAGAGAAGAACACUUUUUCACGCAGUGCUGGUAGUGAUUUUUUUCGCGUUUAAAGUUAUUACCUAGUGAUCUCAUUCCCAUCGUAAGCCGUCGAUUGGGAAGAAAACGGCGCCAAACGUGUUUGUGGUAGAAAAAAGGUGUGAUAUCGUUUUUUUACGCGUUUCCGCGGAGACGAUAAUGGCGGCAACGUUUCGAAAGCUAGUCACCUGGGCGCUGCUGGUGGGUUCGCUGGUGCUGCAGCAGGGUUCGUGUGCCAGUUUGGCUGAGGAAAAUACCGUUGGUGGCGGGGACCAAUCAUCGGUCUCGUCAUCGAAGCUGGCCAUUCCAACGCUGGGUGGAUUGUAUCGCAACACUCGGGAUGAGUAUGGACGCCUCGGAAGAGAGCCCCGCUGCGGAGGCUGUGGAGCGAGCGCCGGUGGCAAUGCCGAUCGGGACAUGAGGUCAUACGGCCGGCCAGGUGGGAUUUAUGGAUAUUACAGUGGCCGGGGGUCGAUCUAUGACGAUAGGAACUGGUACUAUCGGCCGGAUGGGUACAGCGACGACCGGGCCAGCAAUCGGGGCGGCGGCGAUGGAUAUUACAUGAGGCCCAGCUACAUGAAUAUGAUGAUGGGGUACGAUGAUCGCUACAUGAACCGUUACGAUGACCGACACUAUCCGAUGUCGAUGCGUGGUUCAUAUGACAGUCGGGGGCCAGGCGAUCGGAUGGGUGGUGGUUACUAUGGAUCCCCUGAUAUGGGCAUGCGAGGAGGUGUUUAUGGCUACCGCGGCAACGGCUACGAUAAUCUUGAUCCAAAUUAUGAACAGUACAUGAUGAUGUCACGUGGUGGCUACGGACCAAGCGGUAAUCGAGAUCGUCAUUACGGAACAUCCGGUGGAUACGGUGCUGGUUACGAUGAUCGCCAUCGUGGUAGCUACGGUGGAUACGACAAUAAGAACUUCCGGCCGUGGGAUGAAACGUACAGAGGAACAUCCGGUUUUGAUAAUUCUGGACGUGGUUAUUAUUUUGCAAGUCGCCCACCGAGUUCCCCAUCACCAUCUGCACCGGGCCAAUAUCCACCAUCCCAACAAUCACCAUCAGCACCAUCGUCGUCAUCCUCCCACUACCAUCACCACCAGAGCAAACCAUCGGAUGGAACUUACACCAGCCAGCCGAUCGGUUUCCACCACAGCAGUGGCCCGGACAGGCCGGAUUACUCUGGGGGCUCCGGCGAUCGUCGACCCUGCUGUCCGGACUGCUGUUCGGCGUCCUCGUCGAGCCGGUAUCCAUCAGGUCCCACCGGAACGGGUGCUGGGUAUAAUCAGCCACAUAACACACACCAACAGCAGCAACAGCAUCCGCAUCAUGGCGAGCGACCAGAUCAUGAUCGACCAGGCGAAUGGAGCUACUUAAGUGGUGCUGGAGGUAGCGGAACGAGUGGGCAUGACUACCAUCAACAGGGUUCUCAGGCGUCCGGAAGUAGUUCGUCGCAUUCGCAAUCCGGGCAUGACUACGGCAAUCGGGGUGGAUACAAUGGCCAUAAACCCGAAGGUGGUGAUCGGCAACAAAACACUGCCUAUGGUUCCCGUCCCCGUCCGGGGGGCUUAGGCGCCACCAGCUACCUAAUGGAUCGGGACACUGGUAAUUCCGUGAGCGGCGGCGGCGGUACCAUCAGUGAACUGCAUUCGUCCGAUUUCAACGACAUCAACGGAGGGACAGUCGGCCAGGGUUCCAGUUCAUCCAACGACAACGACGAAGGGGCAUCAUCAUCAGCAGGAGCAACAGCGGCCCAUGAAGGAAAAUCCCUCGGAGAAAGCUCACUCAAAAACAAUGAUUCCUAAGAUUUGGCGAAACAGAGAGCAAAAAAAAAAUCGGCAACAGCAGAAUGCAAAACAAUCCCUCCCGCAAUGACUAAUGGAAUUUUAAUCCCGGCGAAGCGAACAAUGGACUUGGUGAGAAAUGGAAGAAGCUUAAGUUAGGGAACAAAUAAAAUGAAACUCGAAUAAAUUUAAGAAGAGACGACAAUUUUCGUGGGGCACCGAGGAAUUAGAAACAAAUACGACAGGGGCGUAUAACUGAGACAAAAAAGUGUAUUCCAGUUUCAAAUGCAUUUUUUGUUUGUACUUAAAAAUUAAAACAAGACUUAGCAUCUAAGGGAAACAAAAAUCUAUUUAUAAUCAUAAACAAAAUAAUAGCAAAUAAAUAUAACAGAGAAAAC